CAAAUGAUUGUGCAUUUUUUCCUCGUGCUUUAAACCAAAUGGAUGAGACAAGAAAUGCAGAUACCAGGACAAUAGGAUGUCCUUAUUGACUGUUAACUCGGUUAGUACUGUAUACGAGUGUGUUUACUUUGGUUAAAAAUUCGCUAUGUUGACAAGUCACCGACAAGUGAUGUUUAGAAGCCAAAAUUAUGCUAAUUUAUAUUUUUGAAGUUACUUUGGUGUUGACAACCGCCUAGCACUUGGGCAACAUAAACAUGCCUCAGCUGAUGAAAUGGCUGGCGUUGGGACUUGUUGCGUGGCUGUGUAUAACGCUCAUCGUUAGUAGAACGUUGCUGAAGCAGUAUCUCUCCCCAAGGGUUGCGAACCACGCCUCUCAAAGGGACGUGUUGCUCCUAAAGACUUUGGAUGAUGUACUGGGGCACAGCGAAGGGCACUUGAAAAACCUGCCCAAAGAUGCCCGGCCAGUUACACAGAAGGAAGGCCAGGCAUUCAGACGAGGUGUAAGCUCAAAAUCCAAUGACAACAGACCUCUCCGGGAUUUUGAACUCGUAAACGGUGAUAUUUCAAAUAACAGACAAGGAGGCACGGGCGGCAUCAAGGAGCAUAAUAAUGUCUUGAAAGAUAUUAACAGGAAUGGACAUGAAUUCAAGCAGAACAUUAAAGGUGCACCGAUAGACGACUUAAGAUUCCGUAACGGCUCUUACAGAGUUCAUGGGAUUCAAGGAACAGGCCUUGGUGGUCAGAGAGACAAUAAGAUGCUACAGGAAGGCAGUCUUCGCCGGGAGAGAAACUUCACUGGAGAUCGUGCUCUUGAUUCAGAGAAAUCUGCACCUUUAGUGAAAAUCCAGGCCGAGGGGGAGAAAACAGAGAAUAGCACUGUUAGUGACCCGGAAUUAAUUAAGUAUAACUUGUAUCUGUCAAAUUUAGCAGACGAGCCACAGUACCGUCUAAUGAAGAAACCUUACAUCGUAAAUCAGCUAGAUUUCAGUUUAAUGGUGUCGCCUCCCGCCGCCUUGUGUCAAGGCAAAGUGAUGCUUUUAAUUGUGAUUUUGUCUACGUACCAGAACAUAGAUCGCAGACGCAUGAUAAGAACAACCUGGGGGGCGAGGGAAAGACUUCCAGAAAGCGUUCGCCUUGCCUUUAUUUUCGGUCGCAGUGUAGACGACCCUCUGGACAAAGAAAUAGCCAGAGAGGGGGCUCUGUAUAAUGACGUCAUACAAUACGACUUUGCUGAAUCGUAUCAAAAUUUAACCCUCAAGUCUCUGUCAAUCCUCCGCUGGGCAACCGAGCACUGUCCGCAUGCGCAGUUCGUUUUGAAAGCAGACGACGACGUCCUCAUUCUCCCUGAAAAGUUGCUUUUUAUUUUACUGAGCACAAUUCCACGAAAAGUGCUCAUGGGGAUGCAUAAUAAAAUCCCCGUGGUCUUACGUGAGGGUCGGUGGGGUGUCUCUCGUGAGGUAUUCCCUUAUCCAUAUUUCCCGCGUUAUCUAGCAGGACCAGCUUACCUUAUGUCUGGGGACGUCGUGAAUAGGUUAUUCGAAACUGCAAAGCGCGUGCCAUUGGUGCCGAUAGAGGACGCCUACAUCACGGGAAUUCUCGCACGCAUAGCUAUAAUUCCGACUCGGCAAGAACCGGGUUUUGAUGUCACUAAGAGAUAUGUGGCAGCACCGAACGUCACUGCUUGUGAAAUUGUGCCCUCCAAGUCAUUUGCUUUACAUUUCGAUUCUCACGCUUUGGACGCGACGUCCCUAGUCCAUAGCAUGUAUAAAACGAUCAAAGAAUUGCUGAGUAAUUGUACGACGAAUAUUGCCAUCAGGAGAUAUUGGCAAAUUAAGAAGAGUGAAAAAACUUAA
Molecule: messenger RNA, 1853 nt
Organism: Lingula anatina
Lineage: Eukaryota; Metazoa; Brachiopoda; Lingulata; Lingulida; Lingulidae
Biological process (GO): protein O-linked glycosylation
Cellular component (GO): Golgi membrane
Molecular function (GO): hexosyltransferase activity
Source: RefSeq, a predicted model, not a curated record